Messenger RNA from Papaver somniferum (opium poppy), 618 nucleotides. RefSeq lists its product as uncharacterized. Lineage: Eukaryota; Viridiplantae; Streptophyta; Magnoliopsida; Ranunculales; Papaveraceae. Gene Ontology annotation, biological process: defense response to other organism. Bases 1 to 618 code for a protein of 205 amino acids. The transcript is spliced from 3 exons. The record is from RefSeq and is a predicted model, not a curated record.
AUGAUUCUCGCUGUGAUUUCGGACGCAGAGAAGAGGCAAGAGAAGGAGGAACUUGUAAAACUCUCGUUGAGAAGGCUCAAGGACGUCGCAUAUGAUGUCGACGACGUGAUGGAUGAGUCUCUUAAGAAACCAUACGGCGGCGUCAAAGACUGGGCAACUUCAAGCACAAGAAACAUCAAAGGGGUUAACAAGAAAUUAGAUGAAAUUACCAAAGAUAUGGACAAAUUUCAGUUGAACAUUAGCAGUACUACUGUUGCUUAUGGGGAAAGUAGUGAGCAACGAAGCCGACAAACCACAUCCAUUCGGUGUUUCUCUUAUUGCUCAAUCUUUCCUAAAGAUUGGGAGUUGAGCAAGCUAACUCUUAUUCAAUUGUGGAUGGCCGAAGGAUUUCUGCAGCCUUCUAAUGUGGGAAAUGACUGCUCGUUUGAGGACAUUGGAGACAAAUACUUUGAAAGCUUAAUGUGGAGUUCUUUUUUCGAUGGGGUAAAAACGAAUGAGUUAGGUAACGUUUCGACAUUCAAGAUCCGUGAUCUUGUCCAUGAUCUUGCUGAGGCUGUUGUUGGAGUUCAUGAAUGCUCGAUUGUCAAGGUAACUGAUCAGUUGGAAUUUCAUUUUUGA